GUUAACACGGAAGUCUUUGAGGAAUUUCAGUAGCAAAUUGAGAACCAAUUCUCCGCUCAAACCACCGCCAUGCAGCAGCUCAAUCACACGGUGCAACAGGUGCAGCGUGACAUCUCCGGCUUACUCGCACGGGUGGAGAAGCAUGGGGACGACUCCGGCAAUUGCGGGGGAGGGCGUGGCCCAGACGCCUUGCAUGGGGGUCAUCCUACAUCGCGGUUGAAGAUUGAUAUGCCUAAGUGUGACGGGACUGACCCGCUGGGCGUGGCGGAGGCGAACCUUCAAUCCUUAUUUCAUGCCGGCCUCAAGUCCCACCUUCAGCAUGAGAUGAUGUUGCAAAAACCCGAGUCCUUGUCAGCGUCAUUUGCUUUGGCCCGUGAAUUAGAGGCGAAGCAUGCUGCAUGGGCCUCUUCACUGCCGCAACGACCAACUCCAUGGGGGAAACCUGGGCCGGUCAAUUCUGCCCCUCCCUUACUGCCUACGCCGGGGACUAAACCCCCUGCGGCUGCCAGCUUCCCACAACCACCAAUACGGCGUCUUUCACGGGUCGAGAAGUUGGAGCGCGAUUCGAAAGGGUUGUGCUACAAUUGUGACGAGAAGUGGACGAAGGGCCACAGUUGCGGCCGAUUCCUCCUUCUCAUUGAGGAUGAUGAUGACACCCCCGAGCAGCCCGCCGUGGAUGACACAGUUUUGACCGCCGAUGUGUCUUCUUUAAAUAGCAUGGCUGGGGUGUCUACGCCGCGCUCCCUACGGCUGUCAGGUAUGCUCGCCGAUGCAGUGGUUGAGGUUUUGAUUGACGGGGGUAGUACCCACAAUUUCAUCCAUCCCGUCGUCGUCGAGAAAUUGCAGCUCCCGGUACAUGACGUCCCUGCCUUCCGCGUAUAUGUAGGAAAUGGGGCUUCCCUGCUUUGUAACACGCAAUGUCGGGAUUUGCUCUUACUGCUCCAAGGUACCACUUUUCCAGUUGAUGUGUACGUUUUGUCGAUACAUGGGCCCGAUAUUGUUCUUGGCGUCCAAUGGUUGCAGCUUUUGGGACGCGUGACUCACGAUUACGCAAAACUCACGAUGGAGUUUUCAUGGAAGGGGGCCCCAGUUUCCUUGUGCGGCAGCAUUCCCACACCAAAGCCGGUUUCGGUUCACCAUUUUCAUACCCUUUACGCCGAUUGGGAUAUUGCCGCGUGCUUCGAGAUCACAGUAGCUGCGCAAGAGGUGCCCACUGUUGCUUCAGAUUUUCAGCUACCAGAGGGUCUGCCAGCAGCAAUUCGAGGGGUUCUCACUCGGUACAAAGCAGUGUUUGGCAUACCCAGUGGGCUGCCUCCUCGGCGUCUGGCCGACCAUCGGAUUUUCCUUCAACCGGGGUCUGAUCCGGUUAAUGCCGGAUGCAUUCAGUCUACUCUAGCCGAAGAUAUACCUCUAGCUUUUGAUUACAAUUAUGGUCACGAUUCAAAGCCUCCCUCGAGCAUCUGGACGGUGGUGUGGGGAUCCGGAGGAGCCGAAGAAGACGAAGAAGCCGCCCCAACACCACCUCCGUCCCCCCCUAAAAGGGCGGCGGCGGCAUUCUCCAUGCCCGUGCUCGCAGCAGACGACGAGCCUCUCUGCAGAAACUCCAUCUCGGAGGGGGAGAAGCGAGGAGCAAAACCAGAGGCAGCACCUGACGACGACCUAGCUAGGGAGAGCCUCAACCUUCCGUUCUCUUCCACGGCCUUGGUGAACUCCUCCCACGCUGAAGGGGGGAGAGGGAGGGAGGGGGAAGAGAAACUGGGCCGCAGUGGCAAAGGAGUAGUCUCCCCCCCUCCUUCUCCUUGCAGAAGCCAUGGUAGGUAGGUAGUUUAAUUGUGCAAGUAAUAAGAGAGAAGAAGAUGAAAGAUUCUGCUAGGGUGGGUGGGUGCGGUGCUUUUGGACUUUGCACUACACCUCUCUUUAUAUCCAAGCAUUUUUCUUCCGUGCCUUGGCUCCCCUGGGAGGGUACGGAUCCCUCCUCCAAUGAAUUGAUGCCAUGUGG
Molecule: messenger RNA, 1999 nt
Organism: Cuscuta campestris
Lineage: Eukaryota; Viridiplantae; Streptophyta; Magnoliopsida; Solanales; Convolvulaceae
Source: the annotation of a GenBank genome assembly